Tachyglossus aculeatus (Australian echidna) is the source of this 910-nucleotide messenger RNA. It is a transcript of the gene KIF6, whose product is annotated as kinesin family member 6. The transcript is spliced from 9 exons. The record is from RefSeq and is a predicted model, not a curated record. Bases 16 to 693 code for a protein of 225 amino acids. NCBI's taxonomy places the organism in Eukaryota, Metazoa, Chordata, Mammalia, Monotremata, Tachyglossidae.
CCUGUCACAUGCCCCAUGACACCAUCUUUAAGAGUGUUUGGAAUAAGAGAAGAAAUGUCCCUUGGAUGCCAAGAGGCUUUUGAAAUCUUCAAGAGAGAUCACGCUGACAGCAUAACCAUUGAUGACAACAAACAGCUUCUGAAACAGAGGUUUGCUGAAGCAAAGGCCCUAGGAGAAAACGUAAAUGAAACAAGGAAUAAAAUCAGCCACCUGAAAGGAGAAAUUACUCAGAGGCAGAUGCAAAGAGCAGCAUUCGGUGUUGCGAAUAUUCCCAUGGAAUCGAUGGAUUUAGAUCAAGUGGAAGAGAAACUCCGGGCGCAAAUGGAGGAAGAGAAAAAAAGCUACAAAACAAUGUUCAAUCGCCUAAAAGGCCUGAAAGUAGAAAUCGAACAUCUGCAACUGCUUAUGGAGAAAGCCAAGGUGAAGCUGCAGAAAGAAUUUGAAGCUUGGUGGGCAGCAGAGACUUCCAAUCUGCAGGAAAACCCACCACCAACAACUCAUUCAACAAGUUCCUGGAAGUCUUCACCCUCCACUCUUGAGUCCCAGCACCAGCCAGAAGGCAGAAGGGUGUCAGAGAGUUCCAGUUCAUCCAUCCCCCUCACCGGAGACAGCCAGACGGACGCUGACAUUCUGGCUUUCGUCAGGGCCAGGCAGAACUUGAUGCAGAAAAAAGGUCUGGGGAAGAAUUUCUAGGCUCAGUCCAGCUGCGCCCUUCUGUCAACUGAGAGAAAUGUUCCGACACGAGCUCAGUCCCUCUCCUCUCAUGGCAGCUGGGUCCCUGAGAUCCUGCCCACCUCGAUGGCAGGGAGGAGUGAAUGUCUUGUAGGUGAAAGAAACUUGAUCCAGUCCUCUAAUGGGCGCUCAGAAGGCAGUGGCUCUGUAAGGAAAGAAAAGGAGCUAAAUGAAAAAU